AUGGUCGGCAAUGGCGCCGGCGUGGCCGAGCUUGUGGGUCAACGUAACAACAACCUUACCGAUGCCAUGGUCGAGGUGGUGGCGGAGAAGUGUCCCAGCGUUGUCUCCAUCGACUUGACGGCCUGCUCACAGAUCACUGACUUGGCGGUGAUCGCCAUCGCAAACAGCUGCCCCAAUCUCGUCUCCCUCAAUCUCAGCAAGUGCCGCAAUAUCACCGAUGUUGCUGUCGACGCCAUCGCAAACAGCUGCCCCCACCUCACCGACCUCGACCUAACCUGUUGCUUCAACAUCACCGAUGCGGCUGUUGUCGCUCUUGCUGCUGCCGGUCCUCACCUCACCGACCUCAAACUAGCAUGCUGCCCCAUCAACGACGCGGCUGUGAUUGCAGUCGCCGGCAGCUGCGUCAACCUCGCCACCCUCAGCCUCGGGAGGUGCUCCAUCACCGACGCGGCGGUUCUUGCCCUUGCUGCAGGCUGCCCCAACCUCACUGACCUCGACUUGGACAAAUGUCCCAAGACGACUCUGGACUUAGACAGCGCACGCGACACCAUCAACAAGCCGGGCUUCCUUACAUCGGACUACCUCCCUGCGCUAUUCUAUGCUGUUGCCCAGGACAACAACCCGUCGGUCCUCGCUGCUCUCGCCAGAAUCUGCGAGCGAGCCAGGUGGCCUUCUCUCAUCAGCAUGCUGGCUCGCAGCAGUGCCCUCGACAACGACACCCUCAGCACGCUCAUCGAUGGCGGGGUGGGUCUUUUUGAUCUCGACGAUGACGGCAACCACGUGUACGUCUACUCGCCAGAGUCGUCCGCGGCAGCCAUGGCCGGCCCUAUGAUCGAGUCGCUCAGGGCCGACGGCGACGGCGACGCAGAGCUGGCCAAUGGGAUCAACAAGGCCACGCUCGCGCUCUUCGUUGCCCUCCGCGCCGCCGACACCAUCCCCUUCACCGUCCCAACCUUUGCUUUCCUCAUCAACUCCGGUGCCGACAUCAACGCCGUCGAGCCCGUCCUCGGCUUGCGUCCGCUCCACAUCGCUGUCUCGCUCUCCAACAUUCUGGCGACUAUGGCGCUGCUGGCAGCGGGGCCGACAUGUGGGCUGUGGGCGCCCGCUGAACGCGAUACCAGCGCUGCGAGGGAGAUCUACAGCCUCGUGGUGGGGACAGCGUCCGUCCCCGAGCGGGUCGCGCUCUACGUCCGCGAGUCCAUCGCCGGCGGCAAUAUCGGCGCAGCAGGUGCGUCGGCUGGAUCUGCGUCGCGUGUUGAAGAACUCAAAGUCGAGCUUGCGUCGACCAGGGCCGAGCUUGAUGCCGCUAAGGCCGAGAUCUCGCUCAUGCAGGACAAGCUCGCCGUGGCCGAGGGCGAGAUCAAGGCCUUCCGAGACGACCGUGCACAGAUCAUUGCCCGGUUCGAGGAGACUCUCAGCGACGAAGCUCUCCGCGGUCUGCCGUGGACCCAUCGCGAAGCCAUCGUCAAGGCCAAGCUCGGGUCAGAUGCCGAGUGGUCGAGCACGUUUGGCCAGCUCUCGCGAGACGAGGUCGACGUGCUGGCGCGCGUAGCGCGAGAGAUGCUCAAGCCGCAGGCGUCCAAGCUGUACUCGCGACGGGAUCGCGCUGCCUCGCUGCGCGCGGUUGUGCCGUGCUGGCUGGGGACGCAGUGGCAGCUGGGUGCCGCAAUGUGA
This is a messenger RNA of Thecamonas trahens ATCC 50062, 1674 nucleotides long. RefSeq lists its product as uncharacterized. Lineage: Eukaryota; Apusomonadida; Apusomonadidae. The transcript is spliced from 3 exons. Gene Ontology annotation, biological process: SCF-dependent proteasomal ubiquitin-dependent protein catabolic process. The record is from RefSeq and is a predicted model, not a curated record. Bases 1 to 1674 code for a protein of 557 amino acids. Gene Ontology annotation, cellular component: SCF ubiquitin ligase complex. Gene Ontology annotation, molecular function: protein binding.